Messenger RNA from Pichia membranifaciens NRRL Y-2026, 426 nucleotides. RefSeq lists its product as hypothetical. Bases 1 to 426 code for a protein of 141 amino acids. The transcript has a single exon. The record is from RefSeq and is a predicted model, not a curated record. NCBI's taxonomy places the organism in Eukaryota, Fungi, Ascomycota, Pichiomycetes, Pichiales, Pichiaceae.
AUGGGUGCCGUCGGCGAGCCGCAGCACGGGCGUGCGGGCGUACCACGAGCGCAGCACGUAGACCGGCGCCUUCUCGACCAGCAGCAGCAGCGUGGACAAGACGCCUGCGUGCGACUGCUGCGCCGCCUGCAGCUGUUGCGACGCCCGCUUGGCGUCGCCGUUGAGCUUGUCCAGCCGUCUGUUGAGCUUGGUCCAGCGGGCGUACUGGUCCUGCGCAGACACCUGGUUGCGCUCCAGCUCGACCGCCCGGCUCUGCCGCAGCACCGCGGCGAGCUGCGCCGCCUGCGUGCGGUCCGUGCCCGUCCACGCCGCCAGCCAGCGGGCCGCCCGCUGUCUGUCGAGCAGCAUGCUCAGCACGAACGUCGCCACCACGACCGCCGUCACCGUGCGCAGGAACGGCUCCGCGGCGAGCCCGCUCUCCCCUAG